Molecule: messenger RNA, 2444 nt
Organism: Drosophila persimilis
Lineage: Eukaryota; Metazoa; Arthropoda; Insecta; Diptera; Drosophilidae
Gene: GlnRS
Product: probable glutamine--tRNA ligase
Exons: 1
Coding region: 32-2368 (778 amino acids)
Biological process (GO): translation; glutaminyl-tRNA aminoacylation
Cellular component (GO): cytosol; cytoplasm; aminoacyl-tRNA synthetase multienzyme complex
Molecular function (GO): ATP binding; glutamine-tRNA ligase activity
Source: RefSeq, a predicted model, not a curated record
AUCGUCAUCAAAAGGAGAAGAAAACCAGGAUAUGGCAGGCGAGGAUUUGAUUGCCCAAUUCCAGACGCUCGGCAUGAGCGAGCAAAAGGCCAAGGAGACGCUCAAGAAUGCCAACGUGACGAAGAACCUACAAUUGGCACUGGCCCAGGCAGCCGGCGCUCCCCUCGCCGACGGCACGGGCAUGUUGCUCUACCACAUGGCCAGCAAACUGAAGGCGCAGCAAGCGGAGCAGCUGCCCCUUCUGGUGCGCUACAUUGUGGAGCGCAAGCUGGACAACACCCAGCGCGUGGAUGCCGCCCUGGAGUAUCUUCUUAAGUGUGGCCAGAAGCUGAAAGCCAACAUCGAUGUGAAGGAGCUGGAACAGGAGUGCGGAGUGGGUGUAGUGGUCACGCCGGAGGAAAUCGAACGCAUCGUGCAGGCCAAGAUCAAAAGCAGCUACAAGGAAGCCCUGCUGGAGCAGCGCUACCACUUCAAUUCCUUUAAAAUCCUACAGGAUGUGAGGGGCGAACUCAAGUGGGCGGAUGCCAAGUCGGUGAAGGCAGCCAUAGACGUGGAGAUAUUCGAUCUGCUGGGUCCCAAAACGGAGGCGGACUUGAAGCCCCCAGUCAAGCAGAACGAGAAGCCCAAGGCGGCCAAACCCAAGCCAGAAGCGAAUCCAUCUUUGCAAGCUAUGGAGGCUGCGUCCGAUGGAGCCAACACCAUAGCGGAGCUAAUGAAAACGAAGGUUCACUUCCAUGCUCCCGGUGAGAACUUCAAGACUGAUGGCUAUGUCGUGACCGAGCAUACCGAGAGAUUAUUGAAGGAGCAUCUCCAGAAGACUGGCGGACGUGUCCACACGAGAUUUCCCCCUGAGCCCAAUGGCAUCCUGCACAUUGGCCAUGCGAAGGCCAUUAACAUCAAUUUCGGCUAUGCUGCUGCUCAGGACGGUAUCUGCUAUCUGCGCUAUGAUGACACCAAUCCCGAAAAGGAGGAGGAAAAAUUCUUUGUGGGCAUCAAGGAUAUGGUAGAGUGGCUGGGAUACAAGCCUGCGAAGAUUACCUACUCCUCGGACAACUUCCAGCAGCUGUACGAAUGGGCUGUGGUCCUCAUUCGCAAGGGAUUGGCCUAUGUCUGCCACCAAAAAGCGGAGGAGCUGAAGGGCUUCACUCCCAAGCCAAGUCCCUGGCGUGAACGUCCAAUCGAGGAAUCGCUGCAACUGUUCGAGGACAUGAAGAGGGGUAAGAUCGAUGAGGGAGCGGCCACCCUGCGACUGAAGGUUACUCUGGAAGAGGGAAAAGUUGAUCCAGUGGCGUACCGCAUCAAGUUUAUUCCUCACCAUCGCACGGGCGAUACGUGGUGCAUUUAUCCGACGUACGACUACACGCACUGCCUGUGCGAUUCCAUCGAACAGAUCACCCACUCCUUGUGCACCAAGGAGUUCCAAUCCCGUCGCUCCUCCUACUACUGGCUGUGCAAUGCGCUGGAGAUCUAUUGUCCUGUUCAGUGGGAAUACGGCAGACUGAACAUGAACUAUGCCUUAGUCUCCAAGCGGAAAAUUGGCAAAUUGAUUACAGAAAAGAUUGUUCACGACUGGGAUGAUCCCAGGCUCUUCACCCUGACUGCCCUGAGACGAAGGGGCUUCCCAGCGGAGGCCAUCAACAAUUUCUGCGCCCAGAUGGGUGUAACAGGCGCUCAAAUCGCUGUGGAUCCAGCCAUGUUGGAGGCCUCUGUGCGCGAUGUACUCAAUUUGACGGCACCGCGUCGUCUGGUUGUGCUGGAACCCCUCAAGGUGACCAUCAAGAACUUCCCGCAUGCUGCGCCCGUGCAGUUGGAGGUGCCGGAUUUCCCACAAAAUCAAGAGAAAGGUUCGCACAAGAUUACCCUCGACAAGGUGAUCUACAUAGAGCGAGGCGACUUCAAAGUGGAGCCAGAGAAGGGAUAUCGCCGUCUGUCGCCCAAGCAAUCGGUCGGUCUUCGUCACGCCGGCCUGGUGAUCAGCGUGGAAGAGAUUGUGAAGCAUCCAGACACUGGAGAAGUCGUCGAGCUGAUUUGUUCCAGCCAAUCUGCGGAGCAGGCCGAGAAACCCAAGGCUUUUGUCCAGUGGGUCUCCCAGCCCAUACCUCUUGAGGUGCGUCUGUACGAGCAACUGUUUAAGCACAAGAAUCCUGAGGAUACAAAUGAGGUGCCCGGUGGCUUCUUAACAGACAUCAGCGAGCACACCAUCUCAGUGGUCCAGGCUUUCGCGGAUCAGGCCCUUGCCCAGGUCAAGGUCUAUGACAAGUUCCAAUUCGAGAGAAUUGGCUUCUUCUCCGUGGAUCCGGACACCUCAAACAAUAGAAUUGUUUUCAACCGCACUGUGGGCCUCAAAGAGGACGCUGGCAAAAAAUAAUCCUCAUUUACCGCCCUUUUUACAGAAAAAAGAAAGCUGUGCACUCAUUAAAAUUUGAUUUAUAAAAUCUGUAAAA